AUCGCACUGUCAAGUUAUGGGAUUUGAGGAAAGGCAUCGUUUAUGGUUGUUUAUCGCUGCAUCCGGGACCUGUAGUUGCUGUCGAGUACAGUACGGAGCAUAGUUUGUUGUUUUCCGCAUCAGGAUCCUUCAUUCGGGCAUGGGAUUUGCGUGAAAGUACGACGAAACCUGUGAAAACUUUAUGCUCUUCUGGCAACACAAUGUCAGGCACAGCAAACAUUUCCGCCCUCCAACCGGGCGAAUCUCCAAUUACCGCAAUGAUCAUCGGCAGCACAGGCAAUCUCUAUACCGCAGCAUCGUCAGAUCGCGUUCGAAUUUGGGAUCUACGUAAAUUUUCGUGCACAGGAAAAGUUCAAGGAGGUCAUCAAGCAGCUGUUAUGUGUCUCGAAUCAUGGCGCAGCGCAUCAGGAACUGAUUUAUUGGCAACUGGAUCGAAAGAUCACUACAUCAAAGUAUUCGAAAUCCCGCAAACUGGAGGCCUAAUUUAUCCGACGCUCAAUCUCUUGCCGCCCCAUUAUGACGGAAUUCAAGUUUUGCUUGCGACAGACAAAGCGAAUGACGGACAAUCGAUGGAACUGUUCUCCGGAAGUCGCGAUACGUGCAUCAAACGAUGGGAUUUGGAUAGCGGCGACUUGAAGUUAUCCAUCAAUAAUGCGCAUAAAGGAUGGAUUUCGGGCAUGGCGAUGUUCAGAGAUAUGCUUUUGACGACUUGCAGAGGAGGCGUGAUGAGACUUUGGGAUGCUCGAACGUGCGAUGCUCUGGCGGAAGUUAAAACGAGCAAUCCAAUUAGCGGAUUGGUUGCUAAUGACACGAGAUUCUUCACAGCGUCGAGCAACGGUAGCGUGCAAAUCUGGAAAUUACCUGAAAAUGUGGACUCAUUGUUGUCUGUCAAGUCAAAUUCCAACUCCAACAAUAACUAUAAGCGAUAAGAAGUAACACACAAUCACUGAAAGAACAAAAAAAUCAAUUAUUUUAAUGAUAAAUGUAGGAAGUGUUCCAUCCUUCAUAACUAAUCCUGCUAAAAAAUGAUAUUAACAUAUAGUAUUUAUGUUGUAAACAUUCCAAUUUUGAUUAAAAUCCACUAAAAUUUAUCAUUUACACUUUUAGAAUUAGAAAAACUAACCAAUUCCCCACAAAAAAAGACUUAGUUAGGCUGUCGUUCGCGGUAGAAGCCAAUUUUCUACCCGUUUAAUUUGAAUUAUUUUUCAAAUGCGAAAAAAAAAUGUAAUCCAAAAAUCAAAUAUUAUUGUUAGAAGUAUUUCUCACCUAUAAUUCUCAAGAAAUCUCGUUCAAACUGAACUAAUCGAGCAACUUUACUUAAUUAAAAUACCUUACUUUAAAAAUAAAACAACCUAUUUAUCGAAUAAUACGCUAAAAAAGUAUUAAUAUAUUAUUAUUUAUGAACAUUAACUUUUAAUAUUUUAACAAUUUAUGCCUAUUUUUUGUGUGUGAAGUUUGAAUGGCUGAACUAGAAUAGAUGAAUUUUAACUAUUAUACUACUACACUAACGAAUUCUAACUUAUUGCAAAUAAAUUACAAGUG
Culicoides brevitarsis is the source of this 1542-nucleotide messenger RNA. RefSeq names its product kinesin-like protein KIF21A. NCBI's taxonomy places the organism in Eukaryota, Metazoa, Arthropoda, Insecta, Diptera, Ceratopogonidae. Gene Ontology annotation, molecular function: protein binding. The record is from RefSeq and is a predicted model, not a curated record. The transcript is spliced from 3 exons. The annotation marks the transcript as partial.